AUGGGUCGUUUUACCCACGGGCCUUUCAACCCGCGGGUAAAUAUAGUGGGACUGCCCGUGGGUAAUUCGGGUUUACCCAAACUACCCACGGGUAGUUUUGGGUACUACCCAUACGGGUACCCGCGGGUAUUACCCAACCCUAUAUACGUCGACGAGGUCUGCAUCAAGAGUAUCGUAGCGAGAUUACACGGGGGGAAGUUGAUAGGAUUUCAGUGGUGUUUGAGUAGCACGGGAAGUGUCGUUAUCGUCAAUGGCCUGCAUCAAGAUCAUACGCCAGAAGAAAAGGACGACGCAGACGAUGAUGAAGAGGAGGAGGACGACGAAGGCUACAUGGAAGUCGAUGGUAUAACUCAUUACGAUGUUGGCUGGGCGUAUAUCGGGGUGCUUGGCUAUGCGGAGUUAUACUCGAACCUGGGCUCUGGCGGCUCGCACGGCCAGAUUUGGGACGGUAUGGUGUAUCGGGGCCGUCGCCCUGAACGAGAUCCCGAGCCCGAUUACGACUACGGCCGUCCAUUGUCUGAAGUAGAACGUGGUGCGAAAUACGGGCAACGUAUUAAGAAAUAA
Colletotrichum truncatum is the source of this 564-nucleotide messenger RNA. NCBI's taxonomy places the organism in Eukaryota, Fungi, Ascomycota, Sordariomycetes, Glomerellales, Glomerellaceae. The record is from RefSeq and is a predicted model, not a curated record.